AUACAUCUUCCACGUAACACGUUUGUGACAGUGUAUAAAAUAUGGCGGACUCGGCAGGAAAUUGGUGUCUCAUUGAGAGUGAUCCUGGCGUUUUUACAGAAUUAAUUAAAGAAUUCGGUGUCAAAGGUGCACAAGUGGAAGAAUUAUGGAGUUUGGAUGACGAGCAGUUCAAUGAGUUGAAGCCUAUUCAUGGUUUAAUAUUUUUAUUCAAAUGGGUACAAGAUGACGAAUUAUCAGGGAAUAUUGUGCAAGACAGUAGAUUGGACAAAAUAUUCUUUGCAAAACAGGUGAUAAACAAUGCCUGCGCGACACAAGCAAUACUGAGUGUCCUAUUGAAUUGUAAGCACACAGACAUAUCUCUAGGACCAAACUUAGAAGAAUUUAAAAAUUUCUGUCAAAGUUUCGAUGCAAAUAUGCGCGGACUUGCACUUAGUAAUUCUGACGUUAUAAGGGAAGUGCAUAAUUCCUUCUCAAGGCAGUCUUUAUUCGAAUAUGACUCAAAGCAGGCAUCGAAAGACGAUGAUGUGUUUCAUUUUGUGAGCUACGUUCCAAUCGAUGGUCGUUUAUAUGAAUUAGACGGAUUGAAAGACGGACCAAUUGAUUUGGGACAAUGUCCAGUGGGAGAACAAUGGGUACAAGCUGCCAAACCUAUAAUUCAAAAGCGGAUAAACAAGUAUAAUGAAGGCGAAAUUCAUUUCAAUCUAAUGGCUAUAGUGACAGACAGAAAAACUUUGUACGAAAGACAGAAGGUUAAUGUUUGCGAUCCUGAAGAAUUGGAACGUUUGCAAGCUCUAAUUGAGGAAGAGAUCAGAAAGUCGAAAAGAUAUCAAAUAGAGAACAUUAGACGGAAGCAUAAUUAUUUGCCGCUUAUCAUGGAACUUUUGAAGAUGCUUGCUAAAGAAGGCAAGCUUGUGCCUUUGUAUCAAAAAGCAAAAGAGAAAGUACUUGAAAAAGAGUCGAAGAAAAACAAGGUUUAAAUUUAGACGAAACAAGGAGGAUUAAACUAAAAUGAUUGGGGUAUCUGUGUGUUAGUGUAGCAAAGAGCCAAAAAGAAUUCAUUGUAUCGAUUCUUUUUUUAAAAAUAAAAUAGCUGUAUAUGCUUAAUAACUA
Vollenhovia emeryi is the source of this 1110-nucleotide messenger RNA. RefSeq names its product ubiquitin carboxyl-terminal hydrolase isozyme L5 (gene Uch-L5). The transcript has 6 exons. Gene Ontology annotation, biological process: ubiquitin-dependent protein catabolic process; protein deubiquitination. Gene Ontology annotation, molecular function: cysteine-type deubiquitinase activity. Lineage: Eukaryota; Metazoa; Arthropoda; Insecta; Hymenoptera; Formicidae. The record is from RefSeq and is a predicted model, not a curated record. Gene Ontology annotation, cellular component: cytoplasm. Bases 42 to 977 code for a protein of 311 amino acids.